AUGGUAAUGGUAGUAGGAGAUCAAGAGUAUAUCGCCGUAGACGUAGAUGUUGACGCGAGACAGGAGGAGUGGGAAGGGUUGGAGAGAGAAUCGAAAAAGAAAAAGGAGCAGGGAGAGGAGGCAGAGGAGGGGAGACUCGUUGCUGGCCCGUGGAUCAACUCCCUCGCCAGCCAAUCACAACAGCCAACUCUGGCCGCUUGUCUUGUUACCGUCCCGUACACACCCGUAUUGUGCCCAGUCCCGUACAACAACCACCAAAUCGCGAGCUUAAUCAUACGGAUCAUACGCAGCUGUGACCGUAUCGAAAUUCUGCUUCCUUCGCCCAAACCUCAGAUCACGCCCGCCAUUUCUGAUCCAUUUCUGAUUUCUGCCCGUGUCGCUGGGCCUAUAAGUAGUACGCUCGCCCUCGCCCACUGCACCGCGACUCCGUCUCCUCCUCUUCUUCCUCUUCCUCCAACAUAUAUCCCACAUCUUCAUCACCACCACCACCACUACAACAACAACAACAACUACUACUACUACUACCACUACCACUACAACCGCUCUACUCUUCCAUUGCUUCAAUUCUCUACUUUCUACCUCCUCUAA
Messenger RNA from Paracoccidioides brasiliensis Pb18, 588 nucleotides. RefSeq lists its product as uncharacterized. The record is from RefSeq and is a predicted model, not a curated record. The transcript has 2 exons. Bases 1 to 588 code for a protein of 195 amino acids.